GCAGAAAGGGGAGCCGGCCGCGAGGGCCAGUUGGCAUUGGAGGCCCUGCUCGUGGCGCCUGAAAGACCGAGGAACCCUCUGAAGGAGAAGCGAAAAGUGCGGAGGAGCGGGGAAUGAGGGCGCCGCAGACGAACAAUGCUAUUUCUGAACAUGACCAGAAGGCCUCGAGGGCCGGGAGCUGUCUAGUUCUUGAUAAGUGGAGGCAAUUAUGAUAAUUAAGAAUCAAACAACUCUGAAUCUGCAGUAUUCUUAAGAUGAAUGAAUCCAGGCCUCUGCAAGGUGAAUCAUCUGUUGCUCAGCAUGAUGUCAUCAUCUCUACUUGUGAAGAUGCACCAUUUCAAAAUAUAGGACACAAGGCAAGAAUACUAAGUCCUCAAGAAGCCAAAAAAUUGGCUGAAGAUCAGAUCUCAGUAUCUGAUUUCAAGCAAGCAAAACUUGAGAAAGAGGCACAAAAGAACUGGGAUCUAUUUUACAAAAGAAACAGCAUCAACUUUUUCAAGGACAGACACUGGACAACAAGGGAAUUUGAAGAGUUAAAAACUUGCCGUGAAUUUGAAGAUCAGAAACUGACAAUUUUGGAAGCAGGCUGUGGUGUUGGGAACUGUUUAUUUCCACUUUUAGAAGAAGAUCUGAAUAUCUUUGCAUAUGCCUGUGAUUUCUCUCCUCGAGCUGUGGAAUAUGUAAAGGUGCUAAAGCCAGGUAAAUGUGUGCUGUUCAGAGAUUAUGGUCUCUACGAUCAUGCAAUGUUGAGGUUUAAGUCUGCUAGCAAGCUUGGAGAAAACUUCUAUGUAAGACAAGAUGGAACCAGAUCAUACUUUUUUGCUGCUGACUUCUUAGCAGAACUUUUCCUGUCUGAGGGAUAUGAGCAAGUGGUCAAUGAAUAUGUGCUGCGUGAAACUGUGAACAAGAAAGAAGGCCUCUGUGUACCAAGAGUUUUUCUCCAAAGCAAAUUUCAAAAGCCUCAAAAGGAAACUUGAGUUUUGCUGGUUGGGAAUUAGACUGUUGAAGUGAGUGGUUGUGUUUGGAUCUUAUGAGAAUGAGCCUAGUCUCCCACUGGGUUCAUGUACCCUUCCCAUUCCUCCUCUGGUUUAGCCGUAAGGAGGAGAUUGGAAGCUUCUGCUUCCACUUUAGAUUAACCUCAGUUUAAUGUGUCAUCCAAAAGUUAAACUGUGGGUAAUUUUCACUAUAGUUACUGGAAAUAGGUCCUCUUUGUAAACCAUGGUUUAAAGUUGACUCACUGACCAGGUUCUACAACCACCAUAGCUCAUUUAAGCCAUGGUGGGUUGUGCUGGCUGUUGGCAGCCAAUUUCUGUAUUUCAAGCCUUGGCUUAUUGUAUCAUGGGAACCUUGUGAUGGUGGAUUAUAAAGGAGUUAAACAACCCACAUAUAACCCAUAGGCUGUUUUAGGAUUACAUAUAAGUUGUUUAACCCUUACAUAAGCCAUGACAUGAUAAACUACAGAAACAUAGCAUGGCUUGAAUAUUCAAAAGGACAGGUGAUAUAUGACAGCCCACUGUGGCUUAAUCAUGGUUGACAGUAACAAUCAUUUUAACUAACUCCUUCUACUAAACGUGAUUAAAAUUAACCAGUUUUUUUCUCCAGCAGCAGUUGCUCUCAAAUAGGCAAACACUGCCAAAGCUGCCACUGUGUUGGAGAGUAGGGGAGCAGAGCAGGCUCAUUCUUGUAAUCCUAAAUUACAGUUAAAUCUGAACCAGUCCAAUACAAGAAUUUUCUUCAGCAGCGUAUUUUCUUUGUUUGCAUUAUCACAAAGACUGUUAUAGUGGAGCUGCUCUUCGUUGUUUUCUUUGCUGCAAGGAAGCCCCAAAAUAAAGGAAUGGGAUACACAGUUGAGAAGCUACCAGGAACUGCUUAGGCUUAUCUACCUUAAAGUUAAACCUACUUGAUAUAUUGUUUCAAAUAAAGUAUGUUCUGUUUUACCUCUUCAA
This is a messenger RNA of Varanus komodoensis (Komodo dragon), 1946 nucleotides long. RefSeq names its product methyltransferase 6, methylcytidine (gene METTL6). The transcript has 5 exons. Lineage: Eukaryota; Metazoa; Chordata; Lepidosauria; Squamata; Varanidae. The coding region runs from base 255 to 977 and encodes 240 amino acids. The record is from RefSeq and is a predicted model, not a curated record.